UAGAGGUUUCUACUAUGCUCCAGGUUUAGUUAACCCGUUAUGCUCUGCAACAGGAAGUGGUGCAUUCCAACCUCAGCACAAAACUCAAGGAGGAGGUCCUAGGAAAACUGCUGCGGCUCUGAUGGUCCGGGAUGCUGAGAAAACGGUGCUGUCACAUCCUUUGAUACUGAACACCUCACAUCAGGAAACCCCCUGCCAUGCCUCUCUCGGCUGCUGUCAGGGAUCCCCCUGCCACGCCUCCAGCAGCCGCUGUCAGGGAUUCAUCCUGCCAUGCCCCCAAGUCCUCCUCAGGGCGACGGCUCGCCCCCAGGUUCCCUGCAGGGCGAAGGGUCGCCCCCAGGUUCCCCGUAUGGCGACGGUUUGCCCCCAGGUUCCCCGCAGGGCGACGGCUCACCUCCAGGCUCCCCGCAGGGCGACGGCUCACCUUUAGGCUCUCCUCCAGGCUCCCCGCAGGGCGACGGCUCGCCUCCAGGCUCAACGCAGGGCGAAGUCGGGCCUCAGGCUCCCCGGAGGGUGAAGUCGGGCCUCCAGGCUCCACGCAGGCCUCCUUUGUCCUGGGUCGGUUGGAGAGGCCUUCCUCAGAGUGCCCCGGCCAGCCUGGUGUUGAUGGGUUUUGGGGCGUCAGGUGCCUUUGGUUGUUUUCUCGCCACGGCAACUGUGAGUGUUUCUUUGUUGAACUGACUAAAUAAACUAUGAUUGAGUUAUUUCUGCUACCGCGUCCUGUCCAUCAGCCUGACGUGUAAAUCUUCCCUGAAUUCAGAAAGGCCUACGGGCAUCGCAGGUCAUAUGGAAAACCGCUCCAAGAAUCAAGUUUCGUUUGGGCAUGAUAAAAAUCUAACAAUCACUUUUGUAAUUUAAAAAUAAACAAUUAAAAUAUAUAUAUUCUUGAAAACAUUUUGUUUACAGCAUUUUGUUACACCUGCCUAAACGUCUGCACACUACUGUACUUUAGUUUUUUUACU
Silurus meridionalis is the source of this 962-nucleotide messenger RNA. RefSeq names its product circumsporozoite protein-like. Bases 271 to 681 code for a protein of 136 amino acids. The record is from RefSeq and is a predicted model, not a curated record. Lineage: Eukaryota; Metazoa; Chordata; Actinopteri; Siluriformes; Siluridae. The transcript is spliced from 2 exons.